Molecule: messenger RNA, 8263 nt
Organism: Rattus rattus (black rat)
Lineage: Eukaryota; Metazoa; Chordata; Mammalia; Rodentia; Muridae
Gene: Tet1
Product: tet methylcytosine dioxygenase 1
Exons: 12
Coding region: 62-6238 (2058 amino acids)
Biological process (GO): positive regulation of transcription by RNA polymerase II; oxidative demethylation
Cellular component (GO): nucleus
Molecular function (GO): DNA binding; zinc ion binding; DNA 5-methylcytosine dioxygenase activity
Source: RefSeq, a predicted model, not a curated record
CUUUGCUGAAGACCAAUGACUCUGUGUCCUGCAUCCUUCCAGCUUUUCCUGCUCUGCAGCCAUGUCUCGGUCCCGCCCCACAAAGCCUUCCAAAUCAGUCAAAACCAAGCUCCAGAAGAAGAGCAGCCAGAUGAAGAAGAAGGCAUCAAAGCCGGCUGUCAAACAUGGGGCAUCAGGGAAGGCGCUGACCCCUGGAAAACUGAAGCAAUUAAUCAAAAGAAGAGAUGGUAAGAAGGAAACGGAAGGCAAAACUCCCACACUGCCGCAGAGUCUUCUGACGAGAGCUGGGGCUGCCCGGUUGAAUCAGGAUCGAAACCAAGUUCUUUUUCAGAACCCAGAGUCCUUAACUUGCAAUGGCUUUACAAUGGCUCUUCGAAGAACCUCUCUUAGCUGGCGACUCUCCCAACGCCCAGUAGUCACACCCAAACCUAAGAAAGUGCCACCUUCAAAGAAGCAGUGUGUACAUAAUGUCCAGGAUGAUCCAGGGGCAAAGCACUCCGGAAAUGAUUCAGGCCCCAGCCAAGGUGCUGUCAUGUCUCCAGAUACAGAAAACCCAACUGGUGAGCAGAACAUAUGUUUAGUUGAAGGCGAGAGCCAAGAGAUAACCCAGUCUUGCUCUCAAACAGUAGAAGAUUCCCAAAGCUGUAUUUCUGAAUAUGGGAACCUUGAAGCCGGAAUUUCUUGGUCACUGGAAGGGACACACAGUGAAGGACUACUCUCUCAUCAGACAUCUAAUAAUGUGAGCAAUUCCCCUCCGCAAUGUGCGCCAUCGCCCCAAAGAUCAACUUCUGAAGUUACCGCUGAGAAAAACGCCAGUGAUCAGUUUGUAGACUUGUGCUCACCAGUAGAGUCUCCCAAGCUGUCUGAUCCUUCUCAGAAUCCUAUGGGAAGUGAGCAUAAUUGCUUUCCUGACUCUAGUUUUAGGAUCGUUCCUGAAUUGGACCUUAAAACCUGCAUGUCUCUUGAUGAGUCUGUAUAUCCCACAGCUCUGAUAAAGUUCAUCUUGGCAGGCUCACAGCCGGAUGUCCUUGACCCUAAGCCCGAAGAGGAAACCCUUAAAACCACCCCAGAAAAAGUGGGAAGCCACCCAAGUCAAGCUGUGGAUGCCACCUCUAUCCUAGGACAGGCCUUUGGUACUCUCCCGCAUCAGUGGGGAUUUCCUGGUGCUAACUUAGUUCAUAGUGAGACCCUGGCCAAGGGCUCAGACUCACCAGAGGAUCUGGGUGCUAUUACUAUGCUAAACCAACCAGAAACUCUGGGUAUGGACAUGGAUGCUCCCCCGGACCUGCCUAUCUUCCUUCCUAUGCCUCCAAACACAGUAGCUACCUACAGUUGUCUUCUUUCAGGGCCUGAGCCCCACACCUCUGCUUCCUGUGGACUUGAAGUCCAAGGUGCUACCCCAAUUUUAACUUUGGACUCAGGACACACUCCCCAACCCCCACAAAACUCUGAGUUAAGUUCAGUACCUCUGGUAAUAGCUGCAAACAGUACACAAGCUGAGAAGCAGUUUGGUGCCAAUCUUUUCCCAGCAAACAUACAAGGGUUUACAAUUGCCCCUGAGAAUGAACUCCAGCAUGCUCCAUUAGAUCUUACUCAGGGCUCUCAUGCUGCUCCCAGCAAAUUGGAAGGAGGGAUUUCUCACGUUAGCAUGACCAGCUCAGCUGAUGAUGUCAAAGCCACAACGAUGUCUAUGCCUAUGCCUGUUACACGAGCUAGUACCUCUUCUCUCCCAUGUAAAUCUAUGCCACCAACUGUGGAGAGGAGGAAGCGCAAGGCCUGUGGGGUCUGUGAGCCGUGCCAGCAGAAAGCCAACUGUGGGGAAUGCACCUACUGCAAGAACAGGAAGAAUAGCCACCAGAUCUGUAAGAAGAGGAAAUGCGAGGUGCUCAAAAAGAAGCCAGAGGCCACCUCACGGGUACAGGUUACAAAAGAAAACAAGAGGCCCCAGAGGGAAAAGAAGCCCAAAGUUUUAAAGACAGACUUUAACAACAAACCAGUAAAUGGCCCCAAAUCAGAGUCCAUGGACUACAGUAGACGUGGUCAUGGGGAAGAAGAGCAAAGGUUGGGUUUGUUCACACACCCCCUUGAAAAUGUAAGGAAGAAUGCAGGAGGCAUGACGGGAAUUGAAGUGGAGAAGUGGACACCGAACAAGAAAUCAUACUUAGCAGCUGGUCAAGUCAAGGGAAGCCGAGAUGCAAGUUUAGCUGGAGUUGAAAAUUCUCAACCCUCUGAAGAUGACAAGCAACAAACCAACCCUUCCCCGACAUUUGCACAGACUGUAAGAAACGGCAUGAAAAAUGUACACUGUUUGCCCACUGACACAGACCUUCCACUCAACAAAUUGAGUCAUGAGGAAUUUAGCAAGGUAUUGGGAAAUAAUUCCUCUAAAUUGCUGACUGAUCCCUCAGAUUGCAAGGAUGCCAUGAGUGACACUACCUCUAGGGAGGAGUGUGAUCAUCUCAAGGGGCCGAGGAACAUAGUGCUCUUCCAGAAGCCUGGCUUAAACUGCAGGUCUGGUGCAGAAUCCACCAUCUUUAAUAAUCACCCUGAUACGCACAGUGCUGGUAGCCAGCCUCAACCCCCUGAGAAGGUACCCAACAAAGAACCCAAAGAUGGCUCUCCAGUUCAGCCAAGUCUUUUAUCCCUAAUGAAAGACAGGAGAUUAACGCUGGAACAAGUAGUAGCCAUAGAAGCACUGACUCAGCUCUCAGAAGCUCCCUCAGAGAACUCCUCCCCAUCCAAGACAGAGAAGGAUGAAGAAACUGAUCAGAGAACAGCUAGCCUACUUAAUAGCUGCAAGGAUGUCCUUCAUUCAGUGAGAAAAGACCUCCAAGACCUGAAUGUUCAAGGAAAGAGUCUUCACCAUGACACUGUUGUCUUUAAUGGCCAGAACAGAGCGUUCAAGUCACCAGAUAGUUUUGCUACUAACCAAGCACUUAUAAAGUCACAUGAAUAUUCAAGGUCACCUACAGCUGGUAAAAGCAUUGCUAGUGGGAAAGCUCCCCUUGAUAGUUCUAAGAAUUCAUGUCCAUUGCCAGAAGAAAGUCAAAAUCUUGAAAACUUCAGUCAGGUACUAAGCUGUGAUCAGAAUUUGAAUUCCCAUGAUCCAUCAUGCCAGGAUGCACCCUAUAGUCAAAUUGAAGAAGAUGUCGCAGCACAAUUAACCCAACUUGCAUCCACCAUUAAUCACAUCAACCCAGAGUUCAGGAAUGCUGAAAGUACACCAGAAAGCCUUGUUGCAAAGAACACACAGCAAAAACAUAGUCAGGAGAAACGCAUGGUACAACAGAAACCACCUUCAAGUAUACAAAAUAAACCUAUUGUACCAUCAACAAAGCCAAAGAAGACACAGAAAAAGGCAAGACCAACUCCAUACACAAACAAGCGGAAAAAGAAAGCCCCAGCCCACAGCUCUCAAGAAAGUGAUCAGAAGAAGCAAGAGCGGCUAGCUAUAGAGUAUAGGAAGAUGCAUGACAUUUGGAUGUCAUCCCAGUUUCAGAGGUUUGGCCAGUCUGGUCCCCGUAGUCUUCCUGUUCUGUUGAGAAAUAUUCCCAUCUUUGACCAAAUAUUAAAGCCUGUGACUCAGAGUAAAACAUCCUCACAACCCAAUAAGUUAUUUCCUCCUAUCAAUCAGAUAAAAUUCACAAGAAACCCUGAAUUGGCAAAAGAGAUAGUGAAGGUUGAACCAUCAGAUUCUCUGCCAACAUGCCAAUUCAAGAUGGAAUCCAGUGGGCAGGCAUUUUCAGAGCCGGCAGAUAAUUCUCAGGGACAGCCCAUGGUAAAUGUCGAUCAGAAAGCUCACCCUCUGCCCCAGUCCCCUCCAUCUAACCAGUGUGCUAAUAUAAUGGCCGGUGCUGCCCAAACACAGUUUCAUCUAGGCGCUCGAAAGAGCCUGGUGCAUCAGAUUCCACCACCGACGUUGCCUGGUAUCUCUCCUGACCCACUCUUACCAGACCCAGCAUCAGUCCUCAGGAAAGGGAACGUGUUAAGUUCCAAUGGAAUUACAGUUGUCACCACAAAGCAUGAAGAAGCUCAAACAUCAAGCAAUGGACCAUCGGGUCCCACCACAGACAGUGCACAGGCAGAUUUUAAUGGGAACGUCAUGGACUUCCUUAGCAUGCCUGCAAAAAAACUGAUAGCUGAAUUGAAGGAACAGGAAGCUGCAACCUGUAAAUGUGCUCGUCCUGAUGGAGGCACACAAAAAGACAAAGGUCCAUAUUAUACACACCUUGGGGCAGGACCAAGUGUGGCUGCUGUCAGGGAGCUCAUGGAGACUAGGUAUGGCCAGAAGGGAAAAGCAAUCCGGAUUGAGAAGAUAGUGUUCACGGGGAAGGAAGGGAAGAGCUCUCAGGGCUGCCCAGUCGCCAAGUGGGUGAUUAGAAGAAGUGGUCCUGAAGAGAAGGUUAUUUGUUUGGUUCGUGAGCGUGUGGACCAUUACUGUUCAACGGCUGUGAUAGUUGUUCUUAUCCUCCUGUGGGAAGGUAUCCCUCGACUAAUGGCUGACCGCCUGUACAAGGAGCUCACUGAGAACUUGAGGUCCUACAGCGGACAUCCCACUGACCGAAGAUGUACCCUCAACAAAAAACGUACCUGCACCUGUCAAGGCACCAACCCAAAAACAUGCGGAGCGUCUUUCUCCUUUGGCUGUUCGUGGAGCAUGUAUUUCAACGGCUGUAAGUUUGGGAGAAGUGCAAACCCCAGAAAAUUCAGACUUGCUCCAAACUAUCCCUUACAUGACUACUAUAAGAGAAUUACUGGAAGGUGUUCUGAAGGAAGUGAUGUGAAAACUGGAUGGAUCAUUCCAGAACGAAAGACCCUCAUAAGCAGAGAGGAAAAACAGCUUGAGGAGAAUUUACAAGACUUGGCUACAGUAUUAGCUCCAGUUUAUAAGCAGAUGGCGCCGGUUGCUUAUCAAAAUCAGGUGGAAUAUGAAGACAUUGCUGGAGACUGUCGACUUGGUAAUGAAGAGGGGCGUCCUUUCUCUGGUGUCACCUGUUGCAUGGAUUUCUGUGCUCAUUCUCACAAGGACAUUCACAACAUGAACAAUGGAAGCACUGUGGUUUGUACAUUGAUUCGAGAAGAUGGCCGUGACAGAAGUGUUCCUGGGGAUGAGCAGCUACACGUCCUGCCACUAUACCGGCUUGCAGACACUGAUGAAUUUGGCUCUGUGGAAGGGAUGAAAGCCAAGAUCCAAUCUGGGGCCAUCCAAGUCAAUGGGCCAACCAGGAAGAGGCGACUAUGUUUCAGUGAGCCUGUUCCUCGAUGUGGGAAGAGGGCCAAAAUGAAGGAGAAGGACAAGAAAUCAGGUGCUACUGGCCUCAGAAAGAAGAGGAACUCUGCCUGCACAAAGGGAGCCCCAGGUUCGCACAACACUAAGAUCUAUUCAUCAGCCUCAUCUACUCCUCACCCAGUGAAAGAUGAACCUACAGACUUCUGUCCCCUGCAGGCUUCCUCCACAGAAACAUCUACCUGUAUGUACAAAGCCUCAGGUGGCUUUCCAGAAACAAGUAGCAUUCUCCACUGCACAAUGCCUUCCGGAGCACACAGUGGUGCUAAUGCAGCUCCUGGGGAAUGUACUGGAGUUGUGCAGACUGCUGCUGAAGUGGCUGCUCUUCCUCACCAAUCUCUUCCCAUAGCAGAUUCUCCCCUUCAUGCUGAGCCUCUCGCAGGUCCACCUGAUCAUCUAACUUCUAACCAGUCAAACCAGCAGCCCCCUUUCCUCAGCCCUCCUCAGAAACUGGCUUCCUGUCAGGUGGAAGAUGAGCGGCAUCCGGAAACAGACGAGCCUCCUCAACCCGAGGAUGGUAACAUCCCUCAACUUGAUGAAUUUUGGUCAGACAGUGAGGAGAUCUAUAAUGAUCCUGCCUUUGGUGGCGUGGCGAUAGCACCCAUUCAUGGCUCAGUGCUGAUUGAGUGUGCCCGGAAAGAGCUCCAUGCUACCACCUCUUUGAGUUCUCCCAAACGAGAGGUCCCUUUUCGUGUGUCCCUUGUAUUCUACCAGCACAAAAAUCUAAAUAAGCCUAAUCACGGUUUUGAUAUCAACAGAAUUAAGUGUAAAUGUAAAAAAGUAACAAAAAAACCCCCCGCAGACAGGGAGGAUCCUGAUUUAUCUCCUGAAACCAAUUUAUCAUACCAAAUUCCUUCUCGAGUUGCAUCAACCUUAACCAGCGACAACGUUGUUACCGUGUCCCCUUAUGCUCUCACUCACGUCGCGGGACCCUACAACCGUUGGGUCUAAAGGCUUCUCUCCUGUAAUGCCUUUGCUAAUGUGGUGUAGUUUUUCCGGUGCUGUUCAAAAGAAAGUCAUUCUGUUGUUUACUGUUGCUUCAUUUCACCCAUUUCAACUCCGAGGUAAAAAUUUUAAAUAAAAGGGUGGGUACUUAACUGUGGUUAUAUUUUGAGAAUUAGUAGAAGGUGAACAUUUUCAGUAAAAAUAAAAUUUUUAUAGUUUUAAAUAUUUAAACAUCUUGGUUGGGUGUUGGCUGCGUUAGAACCACAGAGUCUGGUGCUUUAUUUCGUUUUAUUUAGUUUGCUAUUAAGAGGGUUUAUAACAGGUUUCUGCAAUAAGAUGUAAAAACCAAGAUGUAGUGUUAACUCUACACAGCUCCUGGUGCUUUAACCACAUCAACACAGUAGUAAUGACCUGAGUGAUUGUUUUCUGGUGCCAUUGUUCACGCAUCUUCCAAUCAUUGCCAUCAUAUGUGCACUUUUCUUUGAAGUAAACCAAUGAAAUGCUUUUUCUCUUAAAACAUUUCUCCUAUAUAAAGUAAUUCUUUAUUCUAGUGAUGGUUGGAGGCUGUUUGCUAACUGUAAAUAUUUUAAAAAGCACUUUCUAUUUUUAAGAGUAACUUGAAAUAGUAUAUAGCAGAAUCCUAAUGUCUGUUAUGUGUGCGUAUUUGAAUACCAGAGAAGUCAUUUGUUCUUGCCCUGUACAGUUCCAUCCCGUUAACCUCAGCCUGUACACAAAUAACAUAUGACUUUGGUUCUUUACUUAUAGAAUAGAGAAUCUCUAAAAAAUUGAAAAUACAAAAUGCCAGCAACAUCAAUUUCCCCUUUUUAAUUAGAAAAAAAUUGUCUUCUGAAGUUGCCUCCCGAAUUAAGUCUAUGACCCAUGACAGGUACUUUGAAAGGGAAAGGGGGCAAAUUGGGAUCAGUGAAAGAUUCCCAGUGUUUCAAGAUCAGAACAUAAGUAACAUGUCCUUCCCAAAUGAGAAGGAAAUAUUCUGUAGAGAUAAUCGAGGGGACAAGCUUGCAUUAGCAUCGUCACCCUUACCCUGGAGUCCCAUGGUAGUAUUGAGAGCCAAAUUAUUCAUUAAUCUUACUCUAUUGUGUUUAGGAAAAUGGGAAUCCUAACUUCUUGAGUAAUCCUCUAUUUUGAAGGCCACAGGUAAAAUCAGCAUCCUAAUUAUUUUAGUGUUCCAUUGUUUUUCCCAUUGUUUAAUUGACUUAUUUAUAUAUCAAGAAUGAUUUCCCCAAACAAAAACGUCUAAAACCAAGAGACCUUUCAGUGAGAUCCAAAUGCACAGGUGCUAUUGACAUUCAUGGGGUUGGAUUCUUUGGAUCUGGAUAAGGAUUCCUGUACUUCAGGAACCCUAAUGGUGCUUCUCAGAGAUGCCACAAGAAGUCCACAACUACCACAGUCUUGGUGCAAAUGUAAACAGCUGCAGUGAGCUCUCUAGAGAAUAACUUAUUAAAAAUGACACAUGGUGCAAAGUGUCAGUUUCUGACCGAGGCAGAUUUAGGAAGAGAAAGGGAUUGUAAAUAAGACAUGUCCACUGACAUUCCAUCGUGUCCAAGGAGGCAGAUGCUCCUGGGAUAAAGACAACUCUUGAUCUGAUUUAUUGUUUUGCGUGCCUUAGAUUUCCAUUUAUAAACAUUUUUAAGCCUAGGGUUUCUUACGUAGGUAUGUAAGUGUGAUCAUUUAUUGCUUGAUCUGCUUCAGUUAGGUAUUUAUUAGCGUAGAUCAUUAGAAAUUAACCUUGGAGGUCUCAGACCUCAGCUAGAAAUCCUUUUCUUACCAUUACAGGAUAGAAUCUUCUCCUCCUGCUUUUAUUUGUCCAUUCAUCUGUCCAUCUUUCCAAGACACAUUUAAUUUAAUGCUUCUCAAUUUGAUUGGUUUGUUUUUCCUUGAAUUACUUCUUAUAAUACAGACUAAUAAAGGAUGCUUGGAAUUACUUUCUAAGGACAUCACAAAUUAUCUAUAAAUGAAGAGUUACAGUAAUAUGUAGUCAAGCUGAUGUGUCUUUUUUGAUAAGGUCAUGUU